Molecule: messenger RNA, 1864 nt
Organism: Polychytrium aggregatum
Lineage: Eukaryota; Fungi; Chytridiomycota; Chytridiomycetes; Polychytriales
Product: peptidase C13 family-domain-containing protein
Exons: 4
Coding region: 224-1588 (454 amino acids)
Biological process (GO): proteolysis; attachment of GPI anchor to protein; protein localization to cell surface
Cellular component (GO): GPI-anchor transamidase complex
Molecular function (GO): GPI-anchor transamidase activity
Source: RefSeq, a predicted model, not a curated record
CGACCCUUGCGCCGCGAGCAAAAACAAGCCAACCCGCACCUUCCUCCUCUCGCUCCGUCUCACUCCAUCUCACCCGCCAUCGCACCGGCCUGCGCCUGCCCUGCGUCUUCCCGGCGUUUGCCCUGCACGGACCCCCAGCCAAGCGACAAGCCGGCAGCCAGCAGACCAGCAAUCCAACGAACCAGCAGCCAGCAAUCGGCUGCCAAGAAAGUCCUGUGCCCUCAUGCCAAGAACUUGCGGCCUGCGACGUGCCCCGCGAUGGUCGGUGGUCGGUAUCUGGCUGCUCUUGCUGCUUGUUGUUUCAGCGACGGCAGCAACGGCAAGCCAUUCCGAUCUCAAAUCAGAAAGCCAAGCACAGGAACAUUCUGCGCCGGAUGUCUCGCAGGCCGAGCAGGCUCCCUCGGCCUUUGAGAGGGCUCUCGUCAACCUGACCCUGGCGUUCUCCAGCGGCCACGCUUCAUAUGCCGACGCUCUCGACUCGUACGGCAGCGGGCAGAGCGACGUUAUCGAUGGAUUCUUUUCGUCGACGAGCGGACACAACAACAACUGGGCAGUUCUGGUUUGCACCUCUCGAUUCUGGUUCAACUACCGCCAUAUUGCCAACACGCUGUCGAUCUACCGGACGGUCAAGCGGCUCGGCAUCCCGGACUCCAACAUCAUUCUGAUGCUCUCGGACGACGUCGCAUGCAACCCGCGCAACCGGUUUCCGGGCACGGUCUACAACAACGCCGGGCGGAUGCUCGAUCUCUACGGCAGCAAUAUCGAGGUGGACUAUCGGGGCUACGAGGUCACCGUCGAGAACUUUAUCCGCCUGCUCACCGGGCGCCACGAUCCCUUCGUCCCGAGAUCCAAGCGACUGCUCACAAACGAUCGCAGCAACAUCCUGGUUUUCAUGACCGGCCACGGCGGCGACGAGUUCCUCAAGUUCCAGGACUCUGAGGAGAUCGGUGCCUACGACAUUGCCGAUGCCUUUGCACAGAUGUACGAGAAGCAGCGCUACCACGAGAUCCUGUUCAUGGUCGACACCUGCCAGGCCGCCACCCUCUACAAGCGCAUCUACUCGCCCAACAUUCUGGCGGCGGCCAGCUCGCUCAAGGGCGAGAGCUCGUACAGCCACCAUCUGGACAGCGAGAUCGGCGUGGCUGUUAUCGACCGCUUCACGUAUUUCAACCUCGAGACCCUCGAGCGUGUCAACCGCGGAGACCCAACCAGUAUCCGAUAUCUGUUCGACUCGUACAACCCAACGUAUAUGCUGUCCACCCCGGGUAUCCGCACCGACUUGUUCAACCGCGGGCUGCCGCAGACUCUCGUCACCGACUUUUUCGGCGGCGUGCAAAACAUUGAGCUGAGCAGCAGUCGUUAUACCCUGCUGUCGUCGCGCGCAGCCGCCGACUCGGCGUCAACCGAGCCACUGCCGAAGAUCGAGGAGCCUGCUCGGGCCCGCGCCGAUUCUGUCGAGCCGAUAGCGCUGUCGAAGGAGCGCAGGGUCGAGCCAGUGCCGAUGCACAGCCGCACGGCGACUUGGCUUUAUCUGGGUGCCCUUGCUGCUGUCGUUGGUGCAGCAUGCACCGUGUUUCAGAAUGUCUAGAUCUGGCGUCGCCUCGUAUGGCAUGAACAAACUGCACCGCCUGUGGAAGUGCACUGCACGGCGCAAAGCACAGCACCCCAUGCGGUUGUCCCAAACAGAAGCAGAGGAAGAAAGCCGAGCAGUGUUUGAUUAGCGGGGCCUGGUGCCAUGUCUUACAGUCGACCGCAUGCGCCCGCAGAGGAUGCUCAUCUGACUGGGGCUGCCAAUCGAGAUGCUCUUUGAGCAGCGCGCUCCAUACACGAUCUCGUUCCUCCCUUGCCAAGCGGAUUAAAUACG